ACAAGGAGACGGGGGACACACACAGUAGUUGUGGACCGGCUGAAGACUUGGCGAUUGCUCAUCAGCCUUCUGUGACUCAGCCUUUAAUGCGUGUCCAAGCAGAAUGGAUUUCAUUUCGUUUCAGCAGCCUCUGAGCUCAAGCAGCAGCUCUGUGGAGGAUUGUCUCUCCUUUUGGAUUAUAUCUGAAAAAGCUGCCGGAGUAAUGAAUAGGAGACCCAGCGAGCAGAAAGGAAGAUGAACCUUGAUUCCGUGGAAGGAUCGAUCCAGAACCUCCUUUCUGCAUUGUACCCCCCCUAUGAAGCCACCGCCCCUACUCUCCUCUGCCAGCUCUUUCAAAUCAUUGAUGGCCGCUAUCAAAGAGAUGCCCUGCGGUGUUUUUUGGACUUCCUGGUACCUGCCAAGCACAUUUUAGAUACCGUGCAGCAGGCUGCAUGUGCUCAAUACUCCAAUGUGCUCUUCCUCUGUGAGGGCUGGCCUCUUUGUUUACGUGAUCAAGUUGUCGUCCAACUUGCUCCGAUCAACCCUUCCCUUCUUCAGCCCGGCGACUUUUACCUUCAGGUGACUCCAUUCUGUGACCAAUCAGCUCGCAUUGUGGUCUGCAGCCUACUGAAAGAGGAGGGACUUACUGUGGGGGUCGUAGAGGAGACCCCGGUUCCUGAAACAUCCUAUCCUUGUAUAUUUAGCUCUGGCUGGUUGGAUGAGCUUAACCAGGACCGCCAAGGGGCGCCUCUCAGACAGUGCUUGGUCGCCACUGAACGAGGCGUGGUGAGGUUGCCAUGGGAACGGGUGGCUGUACCUGAUUUUGUGGAGCGGGCACAUUGUGCUGGGAGUAGCAUGGCCUCUGCUCCUCCAUCACAUUUACCUUUAACUCCUCCACCUCUUCCUGAUUUUUCCGAUACGUCCUCAUCAAAUAGUUUCUUUCCUCUUUCUACUUCAAAGGAAUCUGGACCAGAAUAUAAUCCUGUGACUAUUCAGAAUUCAGUUUUAACAUCUUCCCCACAUCCAGCGGCCUUCUCUGUGGAGACCAGGAUAUGUCCUGCGAAGCAUGGCAUUGCUGUGUCACUUUGCCUGGUGGAUACUAGAACUUCCUCUUCAUCACAGGUGGUAAAAGUUAAAGGAACUGAAACAGAGCAUAAGCCAAUAGGGUGGGUGUCUCCGAAUACAUGGGACAGCCGCUUUACUGGGACAAAUCAAAACCCAGCUGCAAAAACAGAAAAAUCCAACCUUUCAGAUGGUAAUAUAAUUGACUUAAAAGGUGGGAUUAAAUGUGUUAUAGUUUCUAAAAAUACAUUGCAAGACAAACAGAAAGACUCUAAAGCAUACAGCAUGAGCAGAGAUGAGCCAGCAGCUGUUGCAACAGGGGAAUAUAUUGAUAUUCUGCAGGCCAAAAUGCUUUUUGAUAAAGAUCAGUCAAUAACGGAAGAACAUCAAAGCAUUCAAAUACAAACUGAAGUACACAGAAAUCCAAAUUGGCAAAGUCAGCCAGUCAUGCAAGCACCAUUCAGGACACAAUCAGAAGUGAAUUCACAGACAAAAUCCCAAGACAUGUCUGGAGACACAGGACUUUCAUUUGUUCAUGAUGAUUCCCUUAAACAACAGCCUUUUUUCGACUCCCUGAACCCCCGUCUUUGUGUCCGCACUGUGCGCUUUGCAGAGAAGCCCUGCACCCCGUGCAUGGCAAGAAGACAGGGGGGAAACGUCACCAAAACUCAAGAGCUGAGAUGUCGAUACAGAGACUCAUACCAGGCUGCUCUACAGAACCCCGUCACCUUUGGGGCUGAGAAUAACAGAGGGAAUAUGUUAGCGGUGGUGGAGGAGGAUACGGAUACCUCACAGCGUGGGGACAAAGUACAACCACCGAGGGCUGAGGAUCCACGGAGAGAUUAUCAAGAUACAAGAUUUGAUUCUGGAAGGUGUAAUCAGUCUCAUUUACUAGUAAGUGAAGACAUUUGUGAGGAGUCAGGAGAAAUAAACAGUGUUCCAUGCAGUAAACAAAAAGAUAUAAGUAUCGCACCCUAUACUGAUGGCAGAGUACAAUCUGACAAAUGUUUUGGCUACUUACACAGAGUGAACUCAACAAAUCCAACAUUAGAAGUAAGUACACACACUACGAACGUUAUGUCAACUAUCAACGGUUCCAGGUACUCGGGUGAUGCCAAUAAACAGCAUGGAUCAACGUUUAAUUCAACUGAAACAUCUGGGAUCCACAUGCCUUUCUGUCAUCAUGAAAGUCUCCAGCACAGAACCGGUUCGACAGCUAUGCCUCCCAACUAUGUGUCUACCGCAGCACCACAAAACAGACAAGACACCCACGCAGACAAAAGAUGUUCGUCUCUCUCCACAGCAGUGGUGGACACGUCAGAAAAGUGUGAACUAAUCAUUGUCGAAGGCCAAAAUGUCCGAAGAAAAGAAAACUCAAACUCUCGAACAGAGAUUCCCCAGCUGCAUGUAGUCAAAUGUAAAAAUAGCACGGCCUUCAGACUGGUUUCACCCAAGAUCAACAGAAAGAAAAACGUAAUUUCAGUUGCAGAGCAGCUUGACACCAAAAGAAUCAAUCACCAAGAAACAGAGAACCGAUUCCAGAUGAACCCAUCACCCUUGGCAGAGACACACAGGAACUCUCAACAAGUGUCUGCUCGACCCAGACCGCACUUCCUCCCCCUGGGAUCACCGGACCCCAAAGCCCAUCCCGUUUAUUUAGGGUUAUCCUAUCUCACAGGCUGCAGAGACAGGAUAGGCAGGGCAAUAAUUGAACUCUAUGGACACCAUCGGGGAUGGGAAUCAACAGUAACGAGCCACGAGCUUUUCCAGAUGCUGCUCUACUUCUAUUCUAUCACAAGAAAAGAAAUUAGAGAAGCUGGAAUGACGCUAAUAUUCGAUGCUAGAAGGAAAAAUCCUCAACCACAGUUCUACAAGGCUUUGAUGGCCCUUCAUGAGUGGUCACCCCGUGCAGUGAAUAGUUUGGUACUGCUGGUGGACAAACAUAACAACCAUCAGCCAGAAAGAUGUCCUGGAAUCCAGACUGAUUUGGUGACAUCAAUGAAAGCAUUACUCAAGCUGGUGGAGGUGAAUCAGCUGAGCUCCAGUUUGGACGGCACAGCUCAUGGCUACUGUGACUGGUUAGAGCUGCACCAGAGACUUUUCCCUUUUGUUAACAACCUCCAAGAAGCUUCCAGCUUGCUGCUGAGAGCCAUCAGUAAGUUAGAGGAACUGCAGAUGACAGAGACUGUGCAGGCUGUGCAGCAAUGCAUGAUGGACCGGAGGACUCUGAUGAGGGACGUCUUGGCGGACAGUCGAUUGGUCAGCCUGCAGAGGGACGGCGGGGCCAUCUUGGCUAGGCUACGGAAGGAGAGUGACUUGAAAUAUCCUCACUGUGAGGACCUCAGUGAUGCAGUGGACUCAGUAACCAGUCUGUACAACUAUGUAGAGGAGCAGGCUCACAUCCUCGUGCAGCGGACGAAUGCAUCACUGGAACACCUGGAAUACCUGCUCCAGCUCAGGGAAAUGGAGGAACUCUUCCUGCAGAUUCAGCAAUGGUUUCGUGUAGAGGGAGAGCGCCACCUGCUGGAGGUCAAAUCAGUUGAGGACUCUGGAGACAGAAUGGAGCAAAUUCUCAAUAGCUUCACUGGUUUCCUAAUUGAAGCUAAUGACCGCAGGCACCACGCCAUGUCCAUAGUGUCAGAAGCAGAGAGACUGCAGCAGAGUGGACUCUCCUACACAGAGACAGGGGUCUUCAGGGCUCUCAUCUGCACCUUUAAAUCAGACCUGGAGGAUUUCUUGUGCAGGGCAGAGGCAUGUGGCAGAGAGCUGCAGAAUAUGGUCAACUUGUGUGAUUUUUGUCGGCAGGCUGUGGAGCUGGCCAAUGAAUGCACUGAAUAUCUGAACCUUACCGAAGCCAGAAAUCACACAAUCCAAGCAUCUGAAAGUGCCUCAUGGGUAGGCCAAACAAACUCUCAGUUGUUACAGAACCAAAGCAAAGACACCUGCCCAAACACAUCUCUUUGCCAGUCCGAUGUCCAGGCCUCUCCUGACAGACAAAUUCUCCAGUCUUUCCAAGAAAGGUUCCUCCACUUCAGCUCAGAAACAUUCCAAGAAAUGAAGGUCCAGGCCAGCUCCCUGCAGGGCUCUCAAGGGAUGCAUGUGUGGAAUGCUGCCUGGCUGAGAUUUCAUGUGGCUCAGAAGCAGCUCCAGGAGAGGAUGAAGGGGCUGGAUAAAAUUUGCCACCAACAAAAAGAUCCCUGCAGCAGUUGUGAGGGUCAUUUUGUGGAUGUGGUGAGUACCAACGUUCAGACAGCUUCUCCUGGCGGCCAAAGAUUGGUGGUACAGUCAACCCCUGGGCCUCAGCAUCCUCAGAGAGAGGGCAUCUUGCCAGGUGCAGAGGCUUUAGGUAAAAGGAAGCCGUUUCUGGACAGCAAUAGCCCUAAUUCAAUGACUGGAGGCUGCAGUAACAUUAUCAUCAAACCAGAAGGUAACAUUGAUGCUGGAACAAACCGGAUAUCAAAGGGCCCGCAGCAUUCACCUCACAGGUCAGCCAGGAAAACAGAAAGAGAGGCAAGGAAGAGACAGACAGGCACAGCCAGAAGUGAGAGGGAUGCUGCUGCUUUAUCUCAGUCCCACCCUGUUGGCUGUCAGUGGUUUCCAUGGAGACGGGGUCUUGCACCGAGGUCGGUGAGCCAGGACUCGAGCACCACUCAAACCCCAACUUCUGACUCCACACCUGGAGAGCAGGGGGCUCGACCACCGUCAUGCUGCUCCCACCACGGCCAACCAUCCUGCCGAAUAUUGCAGGAAGCUCAGAAGUUCCAGAUCUCCCGCCACGGGAGCUUCUGCUCAGACAACUCCUGCGUGAGCGACUGUGGGCCUGCGGGGGGUAAUGGGGCCGAAUGCUGUAAACACUCCAGUCUACCUCAAGAGAGAUAUGGGAGAGCGUUUUGUUUGUCAGGUCCACAGGAGAAUGCCAGCAGUGCUCUGAGGCUGCAGCAUGUCAUGGAGGAGCUGGUGUUUACAGAGAGGGAGUAUGUGCGCUCACUGGGUUACAUUCUGACUCACUACCUCCCCCUGAUGGAAAGGUUGGACAUUCCUCAGGAUCUCAGAGGCAAGCGAGGGGUUAUCUUUGGCAACCUGGAGAAGGUUUAUGACUUCCACAGCCACUAUUUCCUGCCAGAGCUGGAGGCCUGCGAGAGGCAGCCUGCCAUGGUAGCUCGCUGCUUUCUCAGACAUGGUGAGAGUUUUGGCCUGUAUGCCUUGUACAGCAAGAACAAGCCUCAGUCAGAUGCUCUGAUUCUUCAUCGUCGCCAUGACAUCUUCAAGAAGAAGCAGCAGGAGCUCGGGGACUUGAUGGACCUUUCUUCUUACCUACUCAGGCCCAUCCAAAGGAUCAGCAAGUACAGCCUCCUGCUGCAAGAUAUGCUGGCCUUGGUCGGAUCGUGCAAAUCAAAACAGCACAAUACUGCUGUGUGCACACAUGGUGUGAGCAGCGGCCUGGCUGCAUCAGAUCCGACCAGCAUUGAGAGAGACAGAGAGAGGAAUGAAAUUCAGGCUGCUGCAGACCUAAUUCAAUUUCAGAUGCGUCACGGCAACGAUUUACUCACCAUGGAUGCUAUUCAGGAUUGCGACGUUAACUUGAAGGAGCAGGGGCAGCUGAUCCGCCAAGAUGAAUUCACAGUUUUCUUUCGGAAGAAAAAAUGUGUCCGCAGAGUCUUCCUCUUUGAACAUUUGAUUCUGUUCAGCAAGCCCAAGAGAACAGAUUUUGGAAAUGAUGUUUAUGUCUACAAACAAUCAUUUAAGACAAACGAUAUAGGAAUGACCCAUAAUUCUGGCGUGAGCGGUCUAUGCUUCGAGAUCUGGUUCCGCAGGAGAAAAAGUGAAGACACUUACACUCUGAAGGCCUCAAGCACUGAAGUGAAGAAAGCCUGGACCACUGACCUGGAGAGGAUUCUGUGGAACCAGGCUGCUCACAGUAGAGACUUGCGUUUGCAGGAGAGAGUGUUUAUGGGAACGGGUCGCAGUCCUUUUAUGGACAUUCAACCCAGUGAUGCUGCAAUUUGUGACCGAGCUGUCGGCUGUGUCCUGCCUGGGAGAAUCCCUGUGGCGUGUUGUUCACACAGGGGCUUAGAUUAUCCCCGCCCGCACUCCAUUGGCUCUGGCAGCACCGCCUCCACCACCCUCAGCCAAUCAUCAUCCUCCUCUGGCAGAGGCUCACUGCCCCCUACUGGUUAUCUUGGCAACCUGUCACUUGGAGCUGACACCAACCCAGGAGUUGGGUCAUCCCCUGAGGCUGUGACUGAAAAUGAACUCAACAGCCAUCAUCUUCUUCAGCAUCAUCCUCAUCCUGACUGUGAGCAGUGGAAAACUCACUGUCCUCUGAUUGACAGCACUGAUUCAUCUGGAGAAAGCAUGAAUCUGUACAGCAGCCCUGACCACAGCUGUCUGUCAGCUCUCAGUGCAGAGGUAGUGGACGACUCUUCGCCCAUGUCCCAGAGGUCAGAGCAGAAACUGAUAGUUGGUAGGGCCACCAGCCUGAGGAAAAACAGCUCGCCUGCAGUUACCAGAAAGAAGCCCGGAGUGCCCCCCAAACCUCCACAUCUAGCUAAACCUCAGGGGAAGCUGGGAAGAUCAACAGAAGUUUAACCGUUGAUUUUAAACAGAAGGUGAUCAGUCAACAACACUGUUGAGCCCUGCUGCAGACUCCGAACAGAAGAACAGAAGUAUUACAUGAAUGGAAACAUUUCUUCUCCAAGGCCAUUGUUUCUUAGCAAAAACACAAUUUUUAGUUAAUUUGUUUAAUUGAUUUUGGUUGUCCAAAACUGUAGAUAUCACAGUGGGGCCUUCUGUCAUGUACAGUUUGUACAGUUCUAUAUUUACAGGGAUCAAACAAGUUUAUUAAACUAUUGGAAGUCACCAGGACCAGCAUCCUUAUCCAAGGCUAACGUCCGGAGUGUUUAGUUCUUUUUUUCAGCAUCUAUCCACUGUCCAUGCCGAUUUAAAGAAUUAAAAGGUUGGAUUCAAAUAUGUGGACAUUUUACUGAUGCAAAACUAAAACUAUUUUACAGAUUUAUGUAAUUAAAUUCUUAUAAAAUAUACUAUAAAUGUUUCUACUCAUACAGAUUUAUAUUGGAAAAUUUUGUUUCUGUGGCGCCUUUACGUUUAUAAUGUAGAGUUUGUUCUAGCAUUAUUGUAAAGGCCUUUUUAUAAACGACUCAUCUAACGGGAGAGACCACUAGCCUGUGUGUUUGAAUUGUGCUUUUUUAUGCAGAAAAACACAUCCACACAUACACAUUAUCUUCAAAGAGGAAACUCAAACUACUGCAGAAAAAUUGACAACUGCAAGACUGCCUUCAAAACCCACCAGGGUCCAAAAAUCAUAUUAGUUUCAUUUCUUUUUUCUAGUUAUUUAUGUGGUUUUCAUAUUUAUUAAAACAUUGCUGUUAUAAAGAAACUUGCAAGGGUUGGAAUUUUAUUUUGCUGUUUGUGCAACAUUUACAUGUACAAAUUAUGACAGGUAUCUUACAUAAUUUUCAUAACCUUUCAUGUUUAUUUGACAGCUUUUGUGAUGGUGUCAGUCAAAAACCCCUUUUUGUUUGUUUUAUACCCCUUUCUUAAUUAUUUCUUAUAAACUUUGUUAAUUAUUCAGCGUAAAAUUUGAAUGUGAGGUUUCUUUGCACUGAAUUUAGUAAGUAUCAUUGCAAUAAAAUGAGGAUGUGAUACCAGA
Messenger RNA from Girardinichthys multiradiatus, 7711 nucleotides. RefSeq lists its product as uncharacterized. The record is from RefSeq and is a predicted model, not a curated record. The transcript is spliced from 25 exons. Lineage: Eukaryota; Metazoa; Chordata; Actinopteri; Cyprinodontiformes; Goodeidae. The coding region runs from base 235 to 6630 and encodes 2131 amino acids. Gene Ontology annotation, molecular function: guanyl-nucleotide exchange factor activity.